UAUUGCCCGAACCUUGAACCGGACUUCGGUCAGGUUCAAAACGGUUCAGAACCGGACCUGGCCAUCACUACAACCUACCUCGUACAUCCUCGAAAAGCUAUCCUAGAUGCACUCUAAGAAGGCCAUCCAAGACGGGGCUAUUUCCUCGCAAGGUAUCGCAGGCCUUCCAAUAUUCGCAAGGUCGUAUGUGGUUUUGUUAGGCCUCGUCAGGUUUGAGCACUUUUGCUGAUGGAAUAUAAAUUAAAUGCCGUAUCCUUGCCGUAUCCUAAUAUGAGGACCAGCGCUGUCAGUAACUAACUGCAACUUCAUGUACCGCACCAUGGUCACCCACAUCCUUUGGAAACUUGUCCUUUCAACAAGCUCUGCACUCGUCGCAUUCGGAUGUUGGAAGUUAGGAGAGCGAGUUUGGCACACUCUUAGGUCCUCACUGCGCACACUACCAGGCCCAAGAGGAACAAGCUGGCUAUACGGGAACUUGAAGGACACUUUCAGCGCGGAGAAUUCAGUCCUUCACGAGCAGUGGGUGGGGCAGUAUGGAACAACCCUUAAAUACAAAGGGCUCUUCUUUUCAGACCGGUUAUUCACGAUGGACACCCGUGCACUGAACCAUGUUCUCACACAUAGUAGCGAUUACCAGAAACCGUCACAAGUCCGGUAUAAUCUUGCUAGAAUUGUGGGCGAAGGUGUCCUAUUCGUUGAAGGAGCUCAACAUCGUCAGCAGAGAAGGAUCAUGAACCCCGCAUUUGGACCUGCUCAGAUACGCACGCUAACGGACAUAUUCUUCAGUAAAUCGAUCAAGCUUCGAGACGUCUGGUCUACCAUGACCGUUAGUGAACACGCAGCUCGGAUAGAUGUCAUGCCCUGGCUGAGCAAAAUGACGUUGGACGUCAUCGGACUUGCAGGUUUUAACUAUGAGUUUAACGCCCUGAAUGCAACCGAUACACCAAAUGAGCUUAAUCAGGCUUUCUCGGUUAUGUUUUCUGCUAGUCAGCAGAUUAGCAUCCUCCCAAAGCUUAAGGCAUGGAUUCCAUUGCUCCGAUGGAUUCCCUCUGAUCGUGAUCGCAAGAUAGAUGCAGCCCAAAACACGAUGGGUCGCAUCGGCAGCCAGCUCCUGCAUAAUGCUAAAGCCGCUGUCAUAUCCUCUCUCAGCGCUAAAAAAGGUGAUUUCAUUGAGAAGAGCAGUCUUCAAGGGCGCGAUUUACUCGGUUUGCUCGUUCGUGCCAAUAUGGCCACUGAUAUUCCGGAAAACCAGAGGCUAUCGGACGAGGAUGUACUUGCACAGGUUCCGACUUUUUUGGUUGCAGGGCAUGAGACCACGAGCAUGGCAACAACUUGGGCACUCUAUGCGCUCUGCCUACGCCCGGACAUUCAAACCAAGCUCCGGGAGGAACUCUUGACAGUGGAGACCGAGACUCCGUCCAUGGAUGAACUCGUAGCGCUCCCGUAUCUUGAGGCGGUCGUACGCGAGACACUUCGUUUGCACGCCCCUGUCCCUAGCACAAUUCGGAUCGCCAUGAAAGACGACAUCCUUCCAGUGGACACGCCUUUUACGGACAAAUAUGGAGUGGUUCAUAAUGGGAUCAAGAUCAGCAAGGGGGACCCAAUUUUUAUUCCCAUCUUGGCAAUCAACAGAUCGGAGGCGAUUUGGGGCACCGAUGCAAAAGAGUUCAAUCCUGACCGCUGGGCAUCACUUCCAGAGGCAACAUCACAAGUUCCUGGGGUCUGGGGACAUCUCAUGACGUUCCUUGGUGGUCCGCGUGCAUGUAUUGGGUAUCGCUUUUCAUUAGUGGAGUAUGUUUGCCGCAGCCUUCCAUUUUAUUUCCACCGAUAAAGACCUUUUACAGGAUGAAAGCACUUCUCUUUACCCUGGUUCGAGCUUUCGAGUUCAAGCUUGCUGUUCCUGCUUCGGAUGUCGGAAAGAGGUCUUCAAUCGUACAGAGGCCGUUCUUGCGCAGUGACCCAAAGAAUGAACACCAACUUCCUCUGCUGGUUAAGCCGUAUUGCAAGACCACAAACCUUUCGUGAUGAUAUUCUUUAAUUCUAUAAUACUUUGGAAAUGACGAAACACCACUGUAAUGUUUCCUAAUAGAAAAAUAAUCGCAACAGCAGCUUUCU
Molecule: messenger RNA, 2115 nt
Organism: Suillus bovinus
Lineage: Eukaryota; Fungi; Basidiomycota; Agaricomycetes; Boletales; Suillaceae
Product: cytochrome P450
Exons: 13
Coding region: 308-1831 (507 amino acids)
Molecular function (GO): monooxygenase activity; iron ion binding; heme binding
Source: RefSeq, a predicted model, not a curated record